Molecule: messenger RNA, 1209 nt
Organism: Brachypodium distachyon (stiff brome)
Lineage: Eukaryota; Viridiplantae; Streptophyta; Magnoliopsida; Poales; Poaceae
Product: auxin-responsive protein IAA12
Exons: 3
Coding region: 114-785 (223 amino acids)
Biological process (GO): regulation of DNA-templated transcription
Cellular component (GO): nucleus
Molecular function (GO): protein binding
Source: RefSeq, a predicted model, not a curated record
CUCGCCAAACCCCUGCCCUUCGUAGCACUAGCACAACGCAGACGCUUCGAUUGAUUGUCUUGUCAGAUUUCGCAUCGAUCGAGCUAAUUUUUCCUACGUGUAUAAGCCUGGAAAUGGACGCCGACAGCCUUCUCAUGGCGACUGAGCUCAGGCUGGGCCUGCCGGGCACGCUCUCGCAGAAGGCCACAGCCUUCUCGCCGCCGGCCACUCCUAGGGGCAAGAAGCGGGCCGUCGACGCCUUCGAGGACACCACCGCCGAGGAAGCCCACGACGGCAAGGCCCAUGACGUCGAGGCCGCACCGCCGGUCGCCAAGGCGCAAGUGGUAGGAUGGCCACCGGUGAGGUCCUACAGGAAGAGCUGCUUCCAGGCAGCAGCAGCAGCAGCGAGCAAGAGCAAGGCCAAGAAAGCCGAAGAGGCCAACAACAGCAGCAACACGCAGUCUCCAGCUGCGGCGCCUGCAGCUGCAGCAGCGGUGGCAAGCACCAAUAACGGCUCCUUCGUCAAAGUCAGCAUGGACGGAGCGCCCUACCUGAGGAAGAUCGACCUCAAGAUGUACAAGGGCUACAGGGAGCUCAGGGAGGCCCUGGAGGCCAUGUUCGUCUGCUUCUCAGGCGCCGACGGCGCCAGUCCCAACGCCAACCCGGCCGAGUACGCCAUCACCUACGAGGACAAGGACGGCGACCUCAUGCUUGUCGGAGAUGUGCCCUUCGAUAUGUUCAGUGGUACCUGCAAGAAGUUGAGGAUCAUCAAGAGAUCUGAAGCCACAGGCCUCGGAUCCAAAUGAAGACACGUUUGAGAUCGGAGCAAGAUGAUGAUAUCAUGAGUUCUUCUUUUUUUCUUCUUUCUUUUCUGGUUUAUACUUUUUGUUCUUCGAUCUGGGUUCGAUCCCCAAGCCAAAGGAGAUGAGCUUGGUGCAUCAGAGUGCGCACAUGGAUGUGUGCCUUUGUUUGGGUCCUUAAAAGUAGGCCUUUUUUUAGAAGCACAAAGGAGAUGUGGAGAUUUGGGUUAAACUCUCCAUGUGUUUGUACAAACGAAACAGUUAUAUUAAUUGUUCAUUACUUAUGAUCCUGCAUGAUGCUACAAGGGAGGGAAGAAGAAGUGGCUUCUUUCCCUUGGAUUCCCCCACGGCUUUGCUUUUGUAUUCAGUUGUCAAGUCUCUGUAUCAUCAAUCUUUUCCUAUUAAUGUUGUUGGUUUGUUUGUGAGGGUA